GAUAGGGAACCAAAUUAUAGCGGAACCGGAAGUAAACAUGUGUACACAUCCUGGAUUUUUGUUCAAAGUUUUGAAAGUUUUAAUGAGAUAAUAUGUCUGAUAUCAAUUUGAGAAAGCUGAAAGUCUUGGUAGAAAAUAUUUUUUAUGUCUGAAAAUAAAUUGUUCAUGGAAUAACACGCGAUGACAAGUCUUUGGAAUGAAGUUUGCAGAUGUUUUAGAUGUAAACAACAGCAGAGACCUGCUAACAGGACAGUCUAUGUUGGAAACAAGCACCCACAUGAUGAAGGUGUAUUUAUUCCAGAGUUGUACCCAGAUAACAAGAUUAUCUCUUCAAGGUAUACAUUAUGGAACUUUCUACCCAAGAACUUAUUUGAGCAGUUCCGGAGAGUGGCCAACUUUUACUUUCUUUGUGUCGGAAUUGUGCAGUUGACAAUAGACACACCAGUCAGCCCUAUAACAAGUAUAUUGCCUCUUGUAUUUGUCAUCACCUGCACAGCUAUUAAACAGGGUUAUGAAGACUGGUUACGUCACAAGUCUGACCGAGAGGUCAAUGAUAGAGAAGUACAGGUUAUACGAGAUGGUCAACUUACCACAACUAAAUCUAUGCAUAUCAAGGUCGGGGAUAUUGUACGGGUACAAAGUAACAAAGGUUUUCCAUGUGAUAUGAUCAUGUUAUCGUCCGUAGAUCCAGACGGAAACUGUUAUAUAACUACAGCAAAUCUUGACGGUGAAACAAACUUAAAGACGCAUUGUUGUUUAGCAGAAACAAAACGUUGUGUACAUGAGGACGACUUCCAAAAACUUACAGCAUUUAUUGAAUGUGAACAACCUAUACCUGAUUUGUAUUCGUUUGUAGGAAACUUGAAUAUAGUCAGGGACAACGGUGAGCGGAUAGUUAAACCUCUGGGACCAGAAAAUGUGCUAUUAAGAGGUGCUAGAUUAAAAAAUACACCAUUUAUUUAUGGAUGUGCCAUAUAUACGGGGCAGGAAACUAAAAUGGCCCUGAAUUCCAAUACCAAAGUUACAAAGUUUUCUCGUGUUGAGAGACGUAUGAAUACAUUUUUACUUAUAUUUCUUGUGAUAUUAUUGGCGGAGGCUGUGUUUUCUACAUGUUUGAAAUACUGGUAUGUGUUCAGGCCUAUAGUAGGCCAGCCCUGGUAUGUUCCUCAGAUAGAAAUUGAUGCUCAAGUCACGGUUAGACGGGUAUUUGAAGAUUUUCUUGCAUACAUUGUGUUGUAUAACUAUGUCAUUCCAAUUUCAUUAUAUGUUACUAUUGAACUACAAAAAUUUGUUGGUUCCAUGUUUUUUGCAUGGGAUGUAGAUAUGUUUGACCCGGGAACCAAUGAAAGGGCUAAAGCAAAUACAUCAGAUUUAAAUGAAGAGUUAGGACAGGUAGAGUACCUGUUCACAGACAAGACUGGUACCCUGACGGAGAAUGAUAUGCAGUUCCGAAUGUGUUCUAUAAAUGGUAAACGUUACGAGGAACUCGGUGGAAUGUUGUGUGAAACCUCCCCUGCUGGGAAUGACCCCAACCCUGUACCUGUUCUUAGUCAAAGUUAUCAGCAUUUUGAAGAAAUGGAGACGUUCCUAACAGUACUGGUGUUAUGCCACAAUAUACGUGUAGAUCACCCUCAGGCUGUUGAUCUCGGUGCCUCGUCUAUGUACAGUUACGGAGGAUAUGAUUACGAGUAUCAGGCCUCGUCACCUGACGAGAAAGCGUUUGUCGAGGCAUGUAGAAGGUUUGGUGUUGUUUUCCAUGGGACGCAUGAUGAGAGAUUGGAAAUAACGUUUAAAGGAGAGAUGAGGAGAUACAAACUUUUACAUUCACUGGAGUUUGAUCCAACCAGAAAAAGAAUGAGUGUCAUAGUCCAGAAUGAAAAUGAUGAAAUCUACUUGCUGAGUAAAGGGGCAGAGACAGCUAUACUAGACAGGGUUAUAGAGGGGGAUAUAUCCAGCACCCUUCUACAUGUUAAUGAAUACGCUGUGCUUGGAUUAAGGACUUUAGUUAUCGCUAUGCGGCGGUUAGAGAGUCAGGAAUAUACAAAGUUUGACCAAAUGUUGUCAGAAGCCAGGAAAUCUCUAACACAAAGGGAAGUAAAGCUUGCAGAAGCCUUUGAUUAUGUGGAGAAGAAUUUCAAGUUGCUAGGGGCAACGGCUGUAGAAGAUAAACUUCAGGACGAUGUUCCUGAAACUAUACAAGCUUUACUGACUGCUGGUAUCAAGGUAUGGGUGUUGACGGGUGAUAAAGAAGAGACAGCAGUGAAUAUUAGUCAUUCCGCAGGACAUUUCUCCCGAGAUAUGUUACAAUUGAAGAUAACACAGAUGCAGUCUGGCUUGGACUGUGCUGAUUUGAUACGCAAACAUUCCCAGACUUUGGACAAUCCAGUGAAUCGUGACGAGAAGUUUGCCAUUGUUAUAGAUGGCACUAGUUUAGCAUACUGUCUGAUAGAGCAUGCCGAUAUUCUCCGAGAUCUCUGUAUGAAGUGUUCUGCCGUCCUGUGUUGUAGAAUGACGCCACUACAAAAAGCCGAGGUUGUGAAGUUGAUCAAGAAUUCUAGAGAAAAUCCUGUGACAGCUGCUAUAGGAGAUGGUGCUAAUGAUGUUAGUAUGAUAGAGGAGGCACAUGUUGGACUUGGGAUCAUGGGAAAAGAAGGAAGGCAGGCUGUAAGGAACAGUGAUUAUGCUUUCGCGAAGUUCCGAUUCCUGAUGAAGGCACUCCUUGUACAUGGACAUUUUUACUACAUUAGAAUAGCUAACCUUGUUCAGUAUUUCUUUUAUAAGAAUGUGGCUUUUAUCACUGCCCAGCUUUUCUACACAUUUUUUUCUGCAUUCUCAGAACAGACACUAUAUGAGAGUUGGUAUUUGAUGAAUUUUAACAUGGUAUUUACUGCAUUCCCUAUACUGAUGUAUGGCAUCUUUGAACAACAUUUAAAACCUAGUCUCCUCAUGGGAAAUCCUAAACUUUACAGGAAAAUAUCAAGAAAUGAAAAUAUGUCUAUACAUAACUUCAUUUUAUGGAAUGGUUCAGGUUUAUGGCAUUGUGUUGUAAUGUUCUUUGGGACAUUGUUUCUACUUGGGGAGGAAAACUCAUUGUUUUCAGAUGGAAAAAUGAUAGGAAACUGGUCUUUUGGUUCUAUUGUGUAUUUUGGUUGUCUCGUUAUAGUUUGUCUAAAGUUAAGUUUAUCCAUUUAUUACUGGUCGCUUCCUAUAUGGCUCAGUUUUGCCUUCUCUGCAUUUUCCUAUUUUGUUGGUACAGCAGUCUACAAUUCUGUCCUGUGGCCGGACUUUUUCAGUGAUCAUAACUAUCUGUUUCAAGUUUGGAACACAGUGUUCACGUCUGGUGGGGUCUGGUUUGCGGAGCUGGUACUUAUCGUGCUUGCUCUGUUACCAGACAUUAUUUACAGAUGCUACAAAGAUAUCUCAUUAACAAUGGAACUAGGACAGCAACGAAAGAUGACGUACGACUCUAGUCUUAUUCCACUACGUCAGCUAUCAUACGAAGAAACCAAGAAAUUUGUCUUUCCAUACGUCACACCAAAAACUAGUCUUCAAAAUAUACACAGCAAAGAAAAUAGACCAAAAUUGUUACCGGCAAAGUUUAUGCCACGCUCACUAAAACGAAAACAUGUUCUUUAAUGCAUUAAUUUCAACACGGAUAUUUAUUUUACAAAUGAUAUUAAUAUUUUAGUCAGGAUAAGUAGAUGUUAUUAGUUUAAUCAGUCAUUUGAUUGUUUUUGGUGCUAUAAUUUUUAUAUUCUUCAGCAAGUUUUCAUAACAUACAUAAUAAUAAUGAUAAUGAUAAUUAAUACCAGUAAUAAUGCUAACAAAAAUGUUUUAUGUAAUAUCUCUACUAUAUAUAUAAUACAUGUAUAUAUAAAUCUUAAGUUAUGAAAACUCGUUGCCAUUUGUUUGAAUAUUUAUGUAUGAAUAAGAAAGGACAAAUAUAUUAUGCUAUAAAGAAUAUAUUAUUUACUGAACUAAACAUGAUUUCCUUAGAAUCAAAUUGUCUCAGGCAUUUUUUUUAGUGCGUUAAAAUUUAUUGUCUUUUAGUCAUUUAUUUUUGUAUUCUUUGGAAAAAACUAUUUAUUAGAAAGAAACCAACAUUAGUUAUAUUCUUUACAAUGAUAUCAUAUGCAGAUUAUUUAAUGCAGAUGAACAAAAUUUAAUGUAGACAGAAUUUCUACCUAAUUUAUAAGUGCUAUAAUGUCCUGCCACUUUUCUUGUUAACUUGAAACGUGGGGAACAUUUUUUCUGCCUAUUAAAUCAUAUCAGCAGAUAAAUACUACUUUUAAAAGAAUAUGUAAUUUACUUUAAAGAACUUUUGAAUAAUUUGAAAAAAAAAAACUGAUCUUUUUUAAUAAAAAAAAAUAUUUUCGUUAUUUUUAGCUCGACUAUUCGAUAAGAAUAAGUAGAGCUAUUGCAGUCACCCGAGCGUCGGCGUCGGUGUCGGCGUCGGCGUCGGCGUAACCACUUAUGUUAAAGUUUUUGUAAUAGUUCAAAUAUUUUCAAAGUCCAUUGACAUAUGGCUUUGAAACUUUGCACACUUGUUCACCAUCAUGACCCCAACCUGUAGACAGGAGGAGGUAACUCUAUCGAGCAUUUUGACAGAAUUAUGCCCCUUUUUCGACUUAGAAUUUACGUUAAAGUUUUCGUAAUAGUUCAAAUAUUUUCAAAGUCCAUUGACAUAUGGCUUUGAAACUUUGCACACUUGUUCACCAUCAUGACCCCAACCUGUAGACAGGAGAAGGUAACUCUAUCAAGCAUUUUGACAGAAUUAUGCCCCUUUUUCGACUUAGAAUUUACGUUAAAGUUUUUGUAAUAGUUCAAAUAUUUUCAAAGUCCAUAGAUAUAUGGCUUUGAAACUUUGCACACUUGUUCACCAUCAUGACCCCAACCUGUAGACAUGAGGAGGUAACUCUAUCAAGCAUUUUGACAGAAUUAUGCCCCUUUUUUGACUUAGAAUUUAUGUUAAAGUUUCUGUAAUACCUCAAAUAUUUUCAAAGUCCAUAGACAUAUGGCUUUGAAUCUUUGCACACUUGUUCACCAUCAUGACCCCAACCUGUAAACAGGAGGAGGUAACUGUAUCAAGCAUUUUUUUUACUAUCAAGCACUCAGAAUAGUCGAGCGUUGCUGUCCUACCGACAGCUCUUGUUAGAUAGCCAGUAUUGUCUUUCAUGUUUUGGCACCAUAUGUGUUGGUGCACUGUACCAAACCAGACAAACAAAAAAUUGUUGAUUGAAAUUGUGAUCCCUAUCAUUGAUCAUGAAUAAUUAUUCUUUGUUCCAAAUCAUUAUGUAGUUGUACCAAAUUUAUUGGAUCAUACCUGAGAAUGAUAAAUGUAGAAUGGUUUACUUGCUGUGUAUAUUAUGAUGUCUAGUCAAAACAAAAGCUUUUACCAAGAUGGUAUACAAUCUCUCAGAUAUGCCUUUUUUUGUUAAUUUAAGAUACUUCAUGUAUUUAUUGCUGUAAUUGUUAUAUGCUAUAUAAGUCCCAUAUCCUCCAAAUAUUGUUAAUUAUACUGUAUAUGUGUUGCUUAUUUUGUUGUUAAGAUAUAAUGUGCUAAUUAAAAGUGAUAUUUUGUUUUGUUGUAUAAUUUGAUGUAUCGUUGCAAAGACUCAAGUCAGGAUUCCAUAUGUUCCAAUAUAUUUGUAUAUAUUUUUUAUAAUCAAAUUUGGAUUUGAGAUGUUUAAUUUUGUCAUAUUUAAAAUACUGUCAAUUUUGUUUAUUAAAUUAAGAUUAUUAUUUUGAUGUUACAUAGUCCCUAGAAUAUUAUCAUGUAUAAUUACUAAUAUAUGCACAAAAUUGUUUGGUGUAUAAUGUCAUGAAUGGGGUCUUCCCCUGUCUGUAAUUAAAUGCAUGUCCACUCAAGGAAGGUUAGCAUAUCACUGGUUUGGCAUACAUGUGAACUUUUUUCAAUGAUCAAGUGGGAGAUUUUCCUUCAAAAAGAGGGAGAUUUUAGAAUUUGCAAUAAACAAAGAAAGAAAAUCUGACAUCAAAAAAGGGAGAUUUCUUUAAUUUUAAGAAAAGUUUUUGAAAAUAUGGCUGCAGAAAGUGGGAGUAUCCUGCUAAAAGUUGGAGAGUUCACAUGUAUGCUGGUUUGGGUGUCCUUUGCUUAUUGCUACACUAAGUCGUAAUGUAUGAUAUUCAGAAUUUCAUGACCACUCAAUCAUUAUUUUAAUCACUUAAUGACCACUGAUUGUAAGUGACACAUAUAAUUGAUCAAUUUUAUUUAAUGAAACAUGUCUAAGUACAGGCCUUUACAAUACCACUGUAAGUCCCUAUUGAUUGUUGUACUUUCUCUAAUUGAAAGGCUGGCAUGCGAAUAGGUUGUGUAUAAAUAUUAGGUAAAAUCCCUGUAUCUACAAUACAUAACUAUUACUAUGGUGCAUGAGCACCAGUCCUAGUAUGUCAUAACAGAUUAAAGGCAGAUCUUUUUGCUGACACAACAGCCUGUAUGGUUGCUGACCUAUCAUUUCCAUUAUUCAUUUUGUCAAAGGUAAAUGUAUGUUAGGUUAAUUCUCAUUGGCUGGUGAACAGUGACCUACUUUCAAAGAAAAAUUGAUUCCUUUGACUAAUACUCUGUGGCAAUUGAACAGAGGUAAAUUAUCUCCAUUUUUGUGCUUCAUAAUUCAACUUUUAAAUGUAUGACAGGGGACAUGUCCGGGCUUGAUACUUACAGAGCCCAAAAGGCCGGGUGGAUCGUCAUUUAACUUGCAUUAUACAAACACUAACAUUUGGGUGAUUUAGUUUAUAUGGCCUUUUGGUUAUAGAAUCAUCUUAAAUAAUAAUAAUGACUUCAUUCACAGAAGGUAACACAUUAAGACAUAACGUUGUAUAAAGAUUUGUAACACCUUAUUUACAAUGGCGCGAUCUUCAAAAUAAAAUCAUAUCAGUUGAAGAAAUAUAAUCGUUAAAUGGUAAUGACAGUGUUAAUAUAUAUCUUAACACACAUGUUGACAGUCAUACACUGAAUUUUAUCAAAAACUCAAAACAUAAUCAUUUUCUUCAGUACAUCAUUUUUAAUAAGUCUGCAAUUAACAAAGUCAAAACUAAGACAGACACCCAUUAAUAGAAAAACAUAUUUAGUUAGAAAUAAUGAAAGUAAUAAAAAUAAAUGUAAGAACUUGUGCAUAUAAUACACAUGGACUGUACUAAUUUCUUGAAACUUGAGUUUUUAGAUAUUGACAAUUUUGUUUUCCUUCUAAUUGUCAGUGAUAUGGAAAUUCCAAUUAACCAUGGAAGUCCUUACAAUAAUCAGGUGAAUCUUCUCUAGCCCCGUCCAAAAGUUAACUAUUUUAUAAUAUUUUAUAAUAAUAUUUUAUACAUGUAGUUGUAAAAAGUAAAUCCCCUUCUGUUAGAUAUUUGAAAGAUUUGGUUUAAUUAUUAAAACAAAUUUGCAUUACGGUGUAUAUUUAUCCUCUUGUUUUGUUUAGUUGUUUGGUAAAUGUUACUGAAGGUCACAAAAUAUAGGAAUACCUUUACUGUUUAUCUGUACAUUUGCCAUAUAUUUAUCAAUGCAUACCUCCAAAUGUUUCUUCCAUUUUAUAUAUUGAGCCUUAUAGGGAUAUAACCUGUCGUUUGUAUAUAUUUUUUGUUUGUUUUAUCUGUACAUAUCUGUCCUUCAAUCAGGGUUUAAAAGUUAAGUUUCUUCCUUAAGUUAUCUGUGAUUUACGGCUAAAGAUUGGCACAAACUCGUUCAGCAUCUAACUGUAUAUCUGUUAGUUACCAUAGCAGCGAGUCAAACCAAAAUGUAUAUAUUUUUUUAUAAAUCCUUAAAUCUUGAUAUUGAUUAUUCUACCUAUGCUGAUCUUUAUAUUUUAUUUAAUCUUAUUCAUUAACUAAUUUCCUUUAUUUUAGUUUUUAUUUUCUCAACAAGGGGAUGGGACAUAUACAGUUUCAUUAACUUUGUUUGUACAUUUUCUGUUGCUGUAUAAGCUUUAAUUCACUGUGUACCCGUAAAUAAGAUGCUUAAUUAUCACAUUUAGCUCUGAAACAUAUCUUUUUUUCCCCUCAUUAUAUUAUAAUGACAUGUUUUUCUCUUGAAGAAUUUGUAAUAAGCAAUUAUUUAUAAAUAAUUGGCGAAGAGAAACUAUAUACAUAAAAUUACUUUGAAAUGUCAGUAACAACAUUUUUUUGAUGCAUUUUCUAAACAUGUAUAAGAAAAAGUAGAGAAUAAUGAUUAUCAUGUAGAUAUCUGGAAACUUUUAUGUAUUUAAUAGUACCGCCUCCGUGGUCGAGGGGUUAGAGUCGAUGACUUCUAAUCCAGUUACCUCUCUGGCGUGGGUUAGGUCCCCGGGAGAUGCUUUGGUAGUUUAGCAUGGAGGAAGGUAGUCUAGUACUGGUGUAAUUCUCCAGGAACGAUGGUUAGGAAACUACCCAUCCAUAUGACUAAAAUACUGUUAGGAAAAGGCGUAAAAUGAAACCAACAAACAAACAAACAUGUAUUUAAUAGCCAUUGACCAAAGAGUAACAGAAGAUCUUGUUAUAGAUUUGUUAUAUUUAUUUGCUAUAUACCAUAAUAUUCAUGAUUAAUCUAAAAUAUUUUUAUGAUUACUCUUUGUUUUUGCCUUUUCUACUUAUCUUAUACUUGCUGUAUUUUCUAUAAAUACAAUAUUUCUUGUAUAUGCAUUGGCAAAGGUAUAUUAUCCUGACCCUCAAAAAUGGCGUUAAGAUAAUUGAGCAUUGCAAAACCAACAUAAUGGGUUUGCGACCAGCAUGGAUCCAGACCAGCAUGGAUCCAGACCAGCCUGUGCAUCCGCACAGUCUGAUCAGGAUCCAUGCUGUUCACAGUAAGUUUCUCUACUUGUUAUAGGGUUUGUAAGCGAACAUCUCGGAUCCUGAUCAGACUGCGUGGAUGCGAAAGCUGGUCUGGAUCCAUGCUGGUGGCAAACGCAUUAUGUUGGUUUUGUCAUGGAGCAGCUCGAUUUUUAUAGUUUUGGUGUUGUCUGUAUUUUUGUCCAGUACUACAACUUAGUUGCAGAUUAGAAUCUUUUUUGAUAAAAUGAAAUUCAACGGAAAAUAUAUAAUUUCAUGAACUACCGGUAGAUAAUUAAUUGGUAAAAUAUUAACAAAACAUGGUACAAAAAUAUGUCAGUCUUGAGAUACUCUUUUUUUCAUGAACAUCUUUUCUUUCAUAUGUAAUUUAAGAGACUGCAAUAUUUGUAAAUAUUUUGUAAUUGAUUUCUGACAUUUGUGUAAUAUGUUUGUGAACCUAAUGAGAAUGAUCACUAACUUUUGGGAAAUAUUGCAAUAGUUUACUACUCUUGGAAUUUCAGUUUCAAAGAUAUGACUAAAAUUGUGUUACAAAUGGCAUAAAUAACAUACAUUUAUUCAUACACACGUACAUAGUUACAUACAGCAGUGUAAUGCAUCUAAUUCAUUAACAAACUGCCUUUUAAAAUAAGUUGUUGUUUGUUUGUUUUUUCAACAAUAAAAAAUAGGAUUCUUAUAAACUAAAGGUAUUUUAGAUACUUUAAAUCAAUCAGAACGUAUAUAGAAUAUUGAGAAAAAAGUACUUAUAACAUUAUACUAUAAUAUGAUAACUAUAAUAUAUAAUUCCAAAUCUGCUGCUUGUUACUUGGUGCAGUAAGUAAAUGGAAUUGAAUAUUAUUUUUGUAAAAAUACAUUUUUUGCUAAGAUCAACUAUGUACUUUCCAAAUUGAAUUAAUUUGAUUUUCUAUCAUUCCAAGAUGUUGAGAUAGAUAUAUUUGUAUUAUAUGGAUAUGAAUGUACAUGUAUAUAUCUUACGUCUAUUGUUGAAAUAGCAUGUUAUCUGUAUUGUUUAUUCUUGAAACUUGUCAUUACUGAUUAAUUUUCUUAGCAUUUAACAGAACUUAUGAAAAGGGAAUUGUAUGAAAACCAGACAAGUGUUGUGAAUUGUACAAUGUAUUGUUUUGUUUUGUUUUAAAAAUUAGAUUAUGAUAGUCAUGAAAGAUAUAAUUUGAAAUGUGUCUGAAAAUACAUGGUAUGGAGACCAGUACAUAUUUUAGUAUAUUCGUUACAUGUUGACAGUAUACACCGUCACAGUAUGAACACAGUAAAUGUUGUCGACAUACUGUACAUUUUCAAUGGUAGAUGAUUUAACCAAUUACCACUGUGAUGUGCGUCACAAAAAUUUAGUCACAAAAAAACAAUAUAUUAUAAUCAGCUUAUCAGUUUAUAGCUUAGUUAAUCAACUGGCUGUUAAGCCAUACCUUAUUUUUUUUGGUGCCUCUCCUUAGAUAAUCAGAAAAUAAUUAAUUAGAAUAAUCAGUGCUAGAAUGUGCAUCAUUAAAUUAAUUAGUAUACCUUUAUGCAUUCAUUAACUGAAAAGCUAAAGGCUGUCUAUAGGUUUUAUAACAUGUACACAUGUAAGGUAUAUAAAUUUAGCCGCGUCAUGACAAAACCAACAUAAUGGGUUUGCGACCAGCAUGGAUCCAGACCAGUCUGCGCAUCCGCACAGUCUAAUCAGGAUCCAUGCUGUUCGCUUACAUACUCUAUUAAAAGUAGAGAAACUGAUAGCGAACAGCAUGGAUCCUGAUAAGACUGUGCAGAUGCGCAGGCUGGUCUGGAUCCAUGCUGGUCGCAAACGCACUAUGUUGGUUUUGUCAUGGCGCGGCUCAAUUGUUACCAAAGUCGUCCUGUUUCAUAUCAUUGGCAUUUAUUGUGUUAAUUUUAGUCAAAUUUUCCAUUCAAAUUAAAAGUGUGAUUUUUUUUGUUUCCAAGUUGUUUUUUUUAAAAUCACAGAAUGCAUAAAUUAUAUACAUAAAGACAAGAAAAAAGAAUCCUAAACAGUCUACAUAGGAAACAUUCUUUCAAACAAGUGAAACGUGUAUACAAUUUCUCUGUUUAUUAUGCAGCAUUGAUCUGGUCAUUAAUUUUGUAAUAAUCCGUUAUCUAAAUACAUGUAGAUUAAACUGUGUGAAGAAAAAGAAACUACUAAAAUCUAUCAAUAUAGUAAAUUUUUAUUUUAAAAUAAACUUGUUUAUAAAUUUUGUUUGCCAACCUGAAUCUUUUUACUCAUGUUAUAUUCUAUUGUGAUUGGUCAAUUGUUUGCAUGUACUCUGCCAUCACUGAAAUUUACAUGAAAUUGUGUUAAAACGUAAAGAUUCGCAUGUUUGAUCAUGUAAAUGUACCAAAUAAAGUACAGUUUUACAUGAAAAUAUACACAUUUUCAGUAAAUUUUUAUGAUAUGAUGUGAUAUCUGUAUUGUUACUGAAAUCCAAUUUGAAAUGCAAUGUAAUUUUUGUGUCGCCUCUACGGAGUAGUGGCGACAUAUAGGGAUCACUUCUCCGUCGUCCGUCUGUCGGUCUGUCUGUCUGUCUGUCCGUCCGUC
Ruditapes philippinarum (Manila clam) is the source of this 11314-nucleotide messenger RNA. RefSeq names its product phospholipid-transporting ATPase IF-like. The record is from RefSeq and is a predicted model, not a curated record. NCBI's taxonomy places the organism in Eukaryota, Metazoa, Mollusca, Bivalvia, Venerida, Veneridae. Gene Ontology annotation, molecular function: ATP hydrolysis activity; magnesium ion binding; ATPase-coupled intramembrane lipid carrier activity. The transcript is spliced from 30 exons. Gene Ontology annotation, biological process: phospholipid translocation. Gene Ontology annotation, cellular component: plasma membrane; trans-Golgi network; endoplasmic reticulum. The coding region runs from base 181 to 3636 and encodes 1151 amino acids.